Leptopilina boulardi is the source of this 1342-nucleotide messenger RNA. Its product is annotated as inosine-uridine preferring nucleoside hydrolase-like. NCBI's taxonomy places the organism in Eukaryota, Metazoa, Arthropoda, Insecta, Hymenoptera, Figitidae. The record is from RefSeq and is a predicted model, not a curated record. Gene Ontology annotation, molecular function: hydrolase activity, hydrolyzing N-glycosyl compounds. Bases 261 to 1250 code for a protein of 329 amino acids. The transcript has 6 exons.
CUAAAAAAAAAUAACAGAGACUGAUAUCUUUUAUUUUUAUAGAGAAUUUAUUAUAAAUCAAUGUGUUGAUAAAAUUCAGAAUAAUUAAAUAAAAAAAUAAAAUUGUUAAGAAAUAAUAAAGAAAAUUAUAAAUACAUAUUAUGUACCAUAUAUGACAUUAUUUUCUGCAUCUAAAAUUUGUUUUAUAGAAUUAAAAUUUAGAUUUUCACAAUAAUUGAGAAUAUUAUAGCGAAGUUUAAUAAUAAUAAUAUAAAAUCAGAAUGAAACCAGAGAAAAUUAUUGUUGACUGUGAUGCUGGAACUGAUGAUGCUUUAUCGCUUAUUUUACUAAUAGAGGCUCAUAAAUUAAAUAAAAUUGAAUUAUUAGGUAUUACUUGUGUAAAUGGAAAUACUUCGGUGGAUAAUGUUGUUUCAAACGUGUUUCGAACUUUAGAAGUUUGCAAUGGAAAUGACAUCCCAGUCUAUAAAGGAGCAUAUUCAUCUCUUCUUAAUAUGGAAAAUAAAAAUAAAACUGAUGAAAAUAUUAAAUAUCAUGGUUCGGACGGUUUUGGAGAUGUUUUUCAAAACGAGCCGGAUAUUAAUAAAUUAAAAUCGGAACAUGCCGUAUGUGCUCUAGAGAAAAUAGUUUCCCAAUUUCCUGAUGAGGUAUCAAUUUUAGCACUUGGACCAUUGACAAAUAUAGCAUUAGCAAUUAAAAUGUAUCCUAACUUUGCAAAUAAUGUAAAAAGAUUUUAUGUUAUGGGCGGAAAUUACACUGCUUUGGGCAAUACAACUCCACAGGCGGAGUUUAAUUUUUUCUCAGAUCCAGAAAGUGCUCACAUUCUUCUUUGCAGUACUAAUAAAUUGUGGCUAUUUCCUUGGGAAACUUGUUUAAAAUCUCAAGUUACAAAUGAAUGGCGAAAAGAAGUGUUUGGUCAAAUAGACACUCCAGUGGUACAUUUAAUGAAUGCAAUUGAAGCUGAAAUAUUAUCGUCACCUGAAAAAAUGUUACCAUUUUACACGCCAUGUGAUGUAUUUUUAGCGGCUGUUGUAUUAAAUCCAAAAAUGGUCACAAAUUUAGUUCCAUAUCACAUUGAUAUUGAAUUAAAUGGCAAUAAAACAAGAGGAAUGGUCGUUAUUGAUCAUUUCAUGACAAACGAAUCAAAUGCCCAUAUUAUUAAGGAUUUUGAUUCAGAAAUUUUCAAAAAUUUUCUACUUUUUGCCGCAAAUCCAUUGGAAUAUAAAAAUCGAAUUUUUCAAAAUUGCACUUAAAUUUAAUUAAUAACUUAAAAAAAUUGUAAUUAAUAAUUACUCAAUGAGUAAUUUUGAUUAUUUUUAAUAAUAAAAUGAUUUUUACAUUUGUA